Messenger RNA from Pseudopodoces humilis (Tibetan ground-tit), 1918 nucleotides. RefSeq names its product lysine demethylase 8 (putative) (gene KDM8). Gene Ontology annotation, cellular component: nucleus. The record is from RefSeq and is a predicted model, not a curated record. Lineage: Eukaryota; Metazoa; Chordata; Aves; Passeriformes; Paridae. Gene Ontology annotation, molecular function: histone H3K36 demethylase activity.
AUGGCGGCGAGCGGCAGCGCGGAGAGCGCGAGCGACAGCCCCGCGGUGUGGGCCGAGGUGCGGGCGCUGCUGCCCCGCGCCGAGGAGGGGCUGACCUUGGCGCUGAGCGGCGAGGUGGAGGACUGCGUCCCGCCGCUGCUGCUGCGGGCCCGCACGCUGCUCUACGGCGCGGCGGGCCGGCCCGGGGCCGGAGCGGCAGCGGCGCUGGAGCGCCUCAGCGACGUCCUGCGCGACUAUUCCUGGGAGAAGCUGAACGCGGUGCCGUGGAGGGAAGUCAGCAAGGCCUGGCGCCAGGUCUACGCCUACGGCUGCCUCUUCGGGGCGCUGGCUGAGGUGGCCGCGGGCCGCCCGCUCGCGCGCGCCGUGCGGCUCUGCGACCUGGGGCUGCUGAUGGGCGCCGCCGUCCUGGACAACGUCCUGUCGCGCCUGGCGCGCGCGCUGCAGCCGCACCUGCCCCGCGCGGCGCCGGGCGGCGGAGCUCGCGCCGAGAGGGUCCGGCUGCAGCCGCCGCCUCCUGCGCUGCAGCCGCAGGAGGUGAUUCCGCACCUUCGCUGUCCUUCGCUGGAGCGCUUCAGGGACUGCUACCUCAUUCCCCAGCGGCCCGUGGUUCUGGAGGGCGUCAUGGACCACUGGCCGUGUAUGAAGAAGUGGAGUGUGGACUACUUCUGUCAAGUCGCAGGGUGCCGCACAGUCCCUGUGGAGUUGGGUGUUCGGUACACAGAUGAGGAAUGGUCUCAGCAGCUCAUGACUGUCAGUGACUUCAUCAGCCAGUAUAUCAUGGAUGAGAACAAUGUAGGAUACCUUGCCCAGCACCAGCUUUUUGAUCAGAUCCCAGAACUUAAAGAAGAUAUCAGUAUCCCUGACUACUGCUGCUUGGGGGAAGGAGAAGAAGAUGACAUCACCAUUAAUGCUUGGUUUGGUCCAGGAGGUACAAUCUCACCUCUUCAUCAGGAUCCCCAGCAAAAUUUUUUAGCCCAGGUAUUUGGAAGAAAGUAUAUCCGUCUCUACUCACCACAAGAUUCAGAAAACCUGUACCCCCAUGAAAGCCAAAUUCUUCACAACACUAGUCAGGUUGAUGUAGAAGAUCCAGACUUGGUCAAAUUUCCAAAUUUCAAAAAGGCUGCAUUUCAGUCCUGCAUUCUGAUGCCUGGACAGAUUCUGUUUAUUCCAGUUAAAUAUUGGCACUAUGUGCGAUCGCUUGAGCUCAGUUUCUCCGUUAGUUUCUGGUGGUCAUAGCUCUGAAAUGUAGUCAGCAGCACUGAAAAGGGAAUUAAAAAUCAGGGAAGUAGCACCUCUCUCUCAGGAGAGGUUAGAGGUGGAGUAAAACCAAAAACCAACAAACUCUUGCUAAAGCAUGGAGAAGUAGUCACAAUGGGUAAGUGGAAAGAGUAUGCUGUAGCCAUGUCAUUUUUGUAUGUUUCUAGUAACUCCUAAAGACCAUGUGUUAGGUCCUGUGUGCGCAUCCCUCAGAAACAGCCUGUGUACAGGCACUACCAGGGCUCUGCCUGAGCCUCUCUAUCUCUCUCUAUUUGGAUUUAGAAACACUAAACCCUGGAGUUAGCUACAGAGAUGGUGCUACCUAAACGUUCAAUUCAUUAAAAAAUUAAGCUAACACCAAGCAAGGUACUAGUCUCCUGCAUGGAAAAAGUUACUUAUGUCCUGGUCUGGCCAGGAUAGGGUUAAUUUCUGCAGCCAGGAGGGGCAUGGCCCAGACCCAGAGGCUCCUCUGUACCACCUCAGCCUGCCACCUAUGCAGGCCAGGGGCAGGAAGGGGCUCCUUGGUCUCUUAGUGAUUGUAUGUAUGAAUCUUUUUGUGUGAAUCUUUUGUAUCUCUUGUACACUUUGUUAUUGAUAUUGUUGCUAUGACUGCUCAUUUUCUUACUCCUUUGCUGUUUCCAGUAAAUUGUUCUUAUUGCAA